Ostreococcus tauri is the source of this 186-nucleotide messenger RNA. Its product is annotated as unnamed product. The transcript has 2 exons. The record is from RefSeq and is a predicted model, not a curated record. Lineage: Eukaryota; Viridiplantae; Chlorophyta; Mamiellophyceae; Mamiellales; Bathycoccaceae. The coding region runs from base 1 to 186 and encodes 61 amino acids.
AUGUUCGCCGCGCUCGCCAAGCAGUGGCCUUUUUUCACCGGCAUCGGCGUCGUCGGGUGCGCGAUCGUGUACACCACGGCGGGGCUCACCGAGGAACAGAAAAAGGUGUCGACGUCGACGAUGGACGCGCGCGACGGUGCGCGAGCGAUGGAGGACGCGUCCGGGGACGAUCGCGCGGCGAGGUAG